GCCGCCUCCUCCUCCUGCCUCUCCUCCCCCAGCGUGCGCGGCCGCGGCGCUACGCGAGCGCGGGGAUCCAGCGCGGCCUACGGGUAGCGCCGCGGCCGCCAUGGCCGGGGAGGUGAAAACGAAGCUGUCCAAGAACCUGCUGCGUAUGAAGUUCAUGCAAAGGGGUUUGGACUCACAAACAAAAAAACAACUCGAUGAAGAGGAAAAGAAGAUAAUUAGUGACGAACACUGGUAUCUUGAUUUACCAGACCUAAAGGAGAAAGAGAGCUAUAUAAUAGAAGAGAGGAGCUUUAUACCAUGUGAGGAUCUACUUUAUGGCAGAAUGUCCUUCAAAGGAUUCAAUCCGGAAAUUGAGAAAUUAAUGGUCCAAAUAAACUCUAAGAGCAAGAAGGAAGAAAUUGAAGAGGAUGAUAAAAUGGAGGCUGAUGUGUCCGAUGAAGAAAUGGCCAGAAGAUAUGAAACCCUAGUGGGAACAAUAGGGAAGAAAUUCUUGAAAAAAAGAGACCAGCGCGUUCUCCAUGAUGAAGAUGAAGAGGAGAAUAGUAACACAAAACCUAAGAAAGCUAGGAAAAUGUUCUUAAAACCUCAGGAUUAAUGUCAACUGGAGCUAAUAGAAAUGUUGUCUACCAAAUGCAGCAAAUAUAGUACCAAGAACUGCAGAUAUAGAGUUCUUGCUGUUUUAUGUAAAAGAUAGAAUUGUAAAUCUGAGUCCAUUCUUGUUGAAAUUUCUGCCAUCCAUAUAACAAGCAUUUUUUGAAGUGGAUGUGUAUAUAAUGGAUGUCAUACAUCCUUUCCUCUCUUAAGCAGCUUUUAACGUGUGGGAUAUUAAGCCCAUCAGCUGUUUUUAAUGUUGUGCAUAACUAGGAUGAGUGUCAACAUGCAGUCAGUAGCAACAGUAUUUAUAUUUUAUGAUAACAUCUAAAAUAAGUAUUUGCAGUAAAGAUGAACUUUGUCCAAUCCAGUCUAGUGAGACAGUUCAGCUUUUGCUGCUAUUUUUAUUAUGAAAAUGAAAACCUUUGCUCUCUUCAAUUCAUUUAAAAAAAAGUCAGCAGAAAGCAGUUUUUCUAACUGCUUGACAAAUAAGCUGGGAAAAGAACAGAAACAAAAUCCAUUUUUUUAAUUUUAUUUUUUUAUAGAGCAAAUUUAAAAAUAGGAGCUUGUAGCAAAACUUAUCUUUUCCUAGAGCAAGGCAAACGUUGGGCAACGUUUCCAGUUUGACACUUGAGCAGAUUGUGAGCCUUUAAUUUGUGUCUUCCACAAAAAGUUUGCUAAUCUUGUCUCUCUUUCCAACCAAAAAAUUCCAAACUUAUAAUUAUCUUGGUCUUAACAUAGAAGCGUAAUAACAGCUUCGGAAACAUGUUUGGAGAUAAUAAAAACUGAUUUUUUUUUUGUGUGGUUAA
Messenger RNA from Gallus gallus (chicken), 1400 nucleotides. RefSeq names its product M-phase phosphoprotein 6 (gene MPHOSPH6). The transcript is spliced from 5 exons. Gene Ontology annotation, biological process: maturation of 5.8S rRNA. The record is from RefSeq and is marked validated. NCBI's taxonomy places the organism in Eukaryota, Metazoa, Chordata, Aves, Galliformes, Phasianidae. Bases 101 to 595 code for a protein of 164 amino acids.